AAAAAAAAAAAAAAGGCUUCCGGUUGCUUGUAGCGAACUUCCGCUAAACUUCCGCUGACUUUUGUUGACAGUUAGCUUGCUCGCCAAAACACUUUACGCGUAAACAUUUCACUCUCCCGUAUUUACUUAUUUAGUGUUUAUCAUGUUUAGUGUAUCUAGCUCUCUCUAGAUACAUCUAUCCUGUUUCAGUAUUAGCACUCGCUUUCUAGAAUGCUAGCCCGCUAUUUAGCGCUAGCUAGUCAUAUUAGCAUGGGCUGAAUCCCGAAUGGCUUCGUGCUCCCUUUCGGAGUGCACUACAUGAAGCAUGAUAGGUUCACUUUUGCUUUCGAUAUAGUGCACUUCGUGUUGUACAGAGGGCGAAUUUGAGAUUCACAGCCAGGUAAUAGAGGCAGUUGUGUGUAUGUGAGUGUGUGUGGAUGUCAAGUGAGUAUGAGCAGCCGGGGUUUGUUAUGCUUUUACUGGUUAUGAAUAACGUCUGCGCCAUGGACACUGAAGGGAUCGUGAUCCGGAUAAAGACCCCGAUGGGGGACAUGGACUCAUCGGUGGACUGUCCAUCACUUUUGAGCUUCAACGACUUGCUGAUCGCAAUCAGAGACGUGAUGCCUGAAGCGACCGUCACAGCUUUCGAAUACGAGGAUGAGGUUGGUGACAGGAUCACUGUUCGGAGUGAUGAAGAACUAAAGGCUAUGUUGUCCUACUACUACAGCACAAUGAUGGAGCAGCGCAUGAACGGACUCCUACCUGAGCCAUUGCAGAUCUUUCCUCGAGCCGGCAAGACUCCUGGGAACCGGAACAUCCACGGCCUGAAGGUAAACACGCGCCAUGGCUCAUCCGGCAGCCGAGGAUCCUCUCCUGCCGAAUCUUUCUCCAACAACAGUUUAAAGAAAUCCUCGGCAGAGCUGAAAAAGAUACUGACCAAUGGCCAGAUAAAUGAACAAGACAUUCAGUACCAGGAGCAGCUUGGCCAUGGAAACGGGGGAACCGUGUACAAAGCGUACCAUCUCCUGGGGAAGAGGGUUUUAGCAGUGAAGGUCAUUCCUCUUGAUAUCACAGUGGAACUGCAGAAACAGAUCAUGUCUGAGCUGGAAAUCCUUUACAAGUGCGACUCGCCGUACAUCAUAAAGUUCUACAGUGCAUUCUUUGUGGAGAACCGAAUAUCAAUAUGCACUGAAUUUAUGGAUGGUGGGUCUCUGGAUGUAUACAGAAAGAUUCCAGAGCAUGUUCUGGGCCGGAUUGCUGUGUCAGUGGUGAAAGGUCUUACAUAUUUGUGGAGCCUGAAGAUUCUGCAUAGAGACGUGAAGCCUUCCAACAUGCUCGUGAACACAAGAGGCCAAGUAAAACUGUGUGACUUCGGAGUCAGCACACAACUGGUAAACUCGAUCGCCAAAACCUACGUCGGAACGAACGCAUAUAUGGCGCCAGAGCGAAUAUCAGGGGAACAGUAUGGAAUUCAUUCAGACGUCUGGAGUUUAGGAAUCUCUUUCAUGGAGCUGGCUCUUGGCCAUUUCCCCUAUCCUCAGAUUCAGAAAAACCAAGGUUCCUUAAUGCCUCUCCAGUUAUUGCAGUGCAUCGUUGAUGAGGAUCCUCCUGUGCUUCCAGUCGGUCAAUUCAGUGAGAAAUUUGUGCACUUCAUAACACAGUGCAUGAAAAAACAACCAAAAGAACGUCCUGCCCCCAAUAACCUCAUGGACCAUCCGUUUAUCACGCAAUACGAUGACGGGAAUUCAGAAGUGGUAUCCAUGUGGGUGUGUCGGAGCUUGGAGGAUCGCAAAUCCCAUCAAGCUCAGGGGCUAAUGUAAAGAGCCGUGACACAACCAGGAGCCCCCCCUCUGUCUGUAAAGUGCCACUGAGUGUACAGAGGUUUAAUGGCUGGACUUACUUGAAGGAGACCACCUAUAAACAGACUCCAGAAUGCUUAUGGACUUUUUACUUAGAUUUCUUUUUUUUUUUUUUUUUUGAUGGAUCCAUUAACUCCAGAUCUGUAUUUUUUUUCUUUUGUUUGGUUAUUUGAGAUUUGCUUUUUGAACACAUGCACAAAUUGCAGUAUAAAUCUUACGACUCAUCAUUUCCCGAGCAGAUGGACCAUGAAGCCAAAGCUUUUGAACAGGGUCGUUCCAGGAUAAACUAGGACACCUCGUAAUGCAGAGUAAACGCUUUGCAUUUUGAUUACCUUGUGGGGGAACAGAAACUUAAGGCUACUGAUCAUAAGGUUGUGAGGUACCACCACGGUGCCACUGAUUGGAUCCUUGGGCUAUUGUAAAACUAGUACUAUUGUAGUUGUACAAUGCUUUGGAGAAACGAAGCAGCAGCCAAAUGUGCAAGAGGUUUAUAUAUACUGUAUAUAUACAGAGAAAAAGGAUGUUCAGUUUAUUAAUGUAAGACUGUACUGUUCAUCUUAAAUUUCUCUGCAUAUUAUCCCUGAACUCUCUUUUAACAUGCACUACCCUGAGUUUUCUCCACUGCUGUGUUUUUCACUGAUAACCCAUGAUGCAUUAUUUACCUGUACACUUCUAUCUUUCCCUUAUUUACAUUACGGAGGCUGAUGUAAUCCCCAAACCCUGAUAGCGGACCACUAAGGCCUUUUAAAGCACUCACUCGUACCCAGUUUAUGCAGUAAAGAUAGUUAUUACGACCACUUGUUUACCCUCUCAUGCACAUAAAUCUAACUCGAAUGACCCCCACUUAUCUAUUAGAUAUAUUUAAUCCGAAUCAGCAUCAUCCUCCCUCUCCACUACAGCAUGUAAUCAUUCCACAGCAGGGAGUAAAUAAUUUUUGCUCACUAUUCUAUUAACCACUGACAGCUGCCGACUAACAUGCCUCAUAUGUUACAGCUGCAUCAACCCACCGCAUCUGCCUGCUCUUUUAAUACUCCAUGGGCCACUUAAAGACGCUUUAUGCCAUAACGCACUUAUCGGAGCGCUGUGUGUUUUAUACAGCGAUACGUUAGAAAUGAAGCAGCGCCACAGUAGGGGGUGUCCCAAACCACUCGGACAUGAACGCAGUCGCAACUGUUCGUACCUGACCAGAUCCUAAUGAAGAAAGUGAGAUAUAGAACAUGAUAUCCAAAGUUAGUCUCAUUCUUGAAGGCUAAAGGUUUUUUUUAUUUUUUUUAUUUUGGUGUGUUAACAAAUUGUCAUCCAAAUUUUUUUUUUUUUUUUUUAGGUUUAUGAAGUUUUUUCUUUGAAUUUUCACUUCAGUUCAAAAUGCACUGUUAUGUAUUAUUUCAUUUUUUUAUAUCUGUCUCUCUUCCUUCUUUUUUUAAGAAAUGUGUGGUUCACUGGUGGCAUAUGAGUCUCAUUACACAUUGCUGUGGAAGUUUGCACACCUUCGACAUUUCCUAACUAAAUGAAACAUUCAGGAUGUUGUAUCUCUCGCUCUCUCUUUCUUUCUCUCUCUAUCCCUCUUUUCUCCCUUGAUGCUCUCCUAUAAACACCUCACUUCAUUUUGUUAAUAUAAAGAACUGCUCUUCGAGCCAUUAAAGGGCCGUUUUAAUGCGCCGACUCGAAAACGCUUUCUGUGAAGAAAUCCAAAAGUGUCCCUUAUGCUUUUUUAACUGCGUGUUUAUUUGUCUAAAUCCAUUUGCAGGUGCACAAACAACACGCGCCCGGUCAUUAUUGUGAAAAAUAACGUGACAAUUCCUUUUCUCUAUUACCUGAAAUGCGCUUGUAUUACUUUAUUCUUGAAAAAUAAUAUCGCUGGUAAUACUUCAGGCUUAAUAUAAAGCACAGCGGCAUUUCCAUUGGACUUUUGAUAUUGUUUAUAACACCUUUUUUUUUAUUAUUAUUUGGUAUAAAUUUGUACUUUUAAUAUGGUGAAUGUUUAUAUUCGAAAGUUUACAUGAUUAAUGAAGUGCAAAGACGACAUGGGAUUUUAAAGUGAGUUUCUCAGGACUGUGAUUCCAUGUUUUGUAUAUAUUCCUAUAAUUGAGUCUUCUUAUGCUGAUCAAAUCUAUCAUAUAAUAUGUA
This is a messenger RNA of Silurus meridionalis, 3965 nucleotides long. RefSeq names its product mitogen-activated protein kinase kinase 5 (gene map2k5). The coding region runs from base 417 to 1799 and encodes 460 amino acids. The record is from RefSeq and is a predicted model, not a curated record. Gene Ontology annotation, biological process: protein phosphorylation. The transcript has 22 exons. Lineage: Eukaryota; Metazoa; Chordata; Actinopteri; Siluriformes; Siluridae. Gene Ontology annotation, molecular function: protein kinase activity; protein binding; ATP binding.